CCGUUUCCCGCCAAGAUUCACGCCGGUCGUACCUUAUCGUCGUCGUCGUACGUGUCGUGUAGGCUAGAAAGCAUGAUUCGGUUCGGUUGGGCUUUUUUUCAUCGUUAUAAACUUAAAAAGUUUCAUGAGUUUUAGUUGAAACCAAGAAAUGUUACAGUGUAGUGUGAGCAUUUGCCAGAAAUUUCUGUAUGUAAAGUUCUCUUUUGUUUCGUGAUCGAUUCAGUGUGUUAUUCACGAGAGUCCCAUCCAACCUACACGUGGUUGAAGCAAAGCAGUUAAAUCAUGGACAAGUUGGAAAUAGCCCAGGAUUCUCCUAUACUGCAUCUUUACAGGAAGCAAGGCAUAGGGGUUUUUGCCUGUUUAAGAUUUUCAAUCUUUCCACGCUAAACAGAGACUCUUCAGCUGGAUGGUGCCAGCGAACAUCAGUCUAAAGUCUAGGCUUCUCCAUUAUGCAGCAGCUGAAGUCGUUCCUACUUAAUCCAGAUAUGAGCGAGUAUCUGAUGAAGUGAACAACCAAGCAAGAUUAUCCUAAAUUUGAAAUAGAGGAACAUGCACAAUAAAUCUAGGAUGUCAACAUGAAAAGGAAUGUUCAAAAUUUUUAUUUACACCUGAUAGAGAAUCUCCACAUCAUCAAAACAAAACAUUCACCAGCAUUCAGUAAAACUGGGUGUUGUGAACUUUUCAGUACUCAGCCGUCAGCGGCACCUAGAUUUGGAAGAUGUUCUCCAUGUAAACGACCAGGCCACCUAGAAGUCACUGUCAAAGAUCUUGCAUAUCAUGCCAAAAGGAAUGGAGAAGCAUAUACUCAACUCCAGUAAGUCAACAGUGAAAAGGAUCGUUCCAGAUAUUUACACCCCUGAUAUCUCUACGCCAUCAAAACGAAACAUUCAUCAGCAUUCACUUAUUCUGGGAAACAGUGUUUUAGAGAUUUAAUAACAUCUGCAUCUGGAUUUGAAGAAAGUUCUCCACGUGGACGACCGUUCGACCGAAAAGUCAUCGUCGAAGAUUUUGCAGGAAGAUCUGUCUGGCUUCCGUGUUGAUGGGAGUUAUUGCCGAGCCGGAAGCGGAAGCUGCUUUCGAUCCUACCAAUUAUCCAAAGACAUCUUAUCCAGCGGCUUACAGCCAAAAGUACAAAGGCGAAAAUGAUUAUUGCCAUCCACGAAAGGCACCAACCUGCUCGAAAAACGGAACCCUCACAUUCUGUGUCAAAGACCCCGAAUAUCCGGAAAAGGAAGUUAAGUACGCCAUCGACUACGACCCGUUGGUGUUGAAGAAAUACGCCGAUGUUGCCGAUCAAUCGGCCGAUAAUUUGGUCGAUGGACUGACCUCUUUGUCAGAAAAACAUUUCGACUAUUCCGAAUACCACGGCAAGACCUUUGACAAGGGCAACUGGAUUGGGGGUGAAGGAUACAUCUGCCCUAGCGACGUCGUUUAUGCUCGCCCACUCCGAGCAGUGAAUGUCGAUGGAGAAUGGCGGGUCAUCGUCCAAGAAAACGCCUGGCCCGGAUACACCCAGACUCAACGCGUCGAAACUUGUUUGUUCCCCGGUGCAUCUUGUCGCACCUUGGCCCCUUGUUUCGGCAGCAAAUGUCUGCAAAAAUAUGUUUACCAGCGGAUGCUUUCCUUCGAUCCUUGCGAUCCCCAGAAGGGAAUCUUCAUCGACAUCUACAAGUUGCCAUCGGCCUGCUCUUGCCACAUUCCCCAACACGAUUUAUAAUUUAAUUAAGACCUUAUAUAGAAAUGUGAGAUCACGUCAAAGUUAUGCGAUAGACAUAUUUAGGUAAAGUAUAUUAAUGCAUAUGUGAAAUCACGAUAUAGUAUUUCGUAAAAUGUUCAUAAUAAAAACGAACUUUCAAAUUG
This is a messenger RNA of Daphnia pulicaria, 1860 nucleotides long. RefSeq names its product neurotrophin 1-like. The record is from RefSeq and is a predicted model, not a curated record. Gene Ontology annotation, biological process: regulation of Toll signaling pathway; innate immune response; central nervous system formation. Gene Ontology annotation, cellular component: extracellular region. The coding region runs from base 1040 to 1717 and encodes 225 amino acids. NCBI's taxonomy places the organism in Eukaryota, Metazoa, Arthropoda, Branchiopoda, Diplostraca, Daphniidae. Gene Ontology annotation, molecular function: growth factor activity; Toll binding. The transcript has 8 exons.